GCCUCUGGAAUAGCGGUCCACGAUGAUGUCGUUCUCACAUUUGACAAGAUCAGAGUUCGCCUCCAGGGGGCUGACAAGCAGGAGCAGCUGAAGCUGGUGCUCUUCAAGAUCAGCGAUGACGGGAAAUGUAUCGUUGUGGACGAGGACAAGUGCCUGAAGGUCAAGGACCUGAACGGGGAGGAGGACGUAUUCAGGAAGAUCGUCAACAUGAUGCCAACGGAGGACUGCCGUUAUGCCCUGUACGACUGUUCCUGGGAGAGCAAGGACAGCCCCAAGGAGGACCUGGUCUUCAUCAUGUGGGCUCCAGAACACUCAACUAUCAAAAAGAAAAUGAAAUACGCCAGUUCAAAGCAAUACAUUAAAGCAAAGUUCCAAGACCGGCAUCCCAACAGACCGGCAUCCCAACAGACCAGCAUCCCAACAGACCGGCAUCCCAACAGACCAGCAUCCCAACAGACCAUCCCAACAGACCACUGA
Molecule: messenger RNA, 477 nt
Organism: Oncorhynchus nerka (sockeye salmon)
Lineage: Eukaryota; Metazoa; Chordata; Actinopteri; Salmoniformes; Salmonidae
Product: cofilin-2-like
Exons: 4
Biological process (GO): actin filament severing; actin filament fragmentation
Cellular component (GO): actin cytoskeleton; cytoplasm; actin cortical patch
Molecular function (GO): actin filament binding
Source: RefSeq, a predicted model, not a curated record